AUGGCUUCAUCUUCCAACAAGCCACUCAGGGCACCUCUGCUUCGGCCCAGACAGAGCCUGAACAAAGACCGCUUCCAGGUCUACUUCAACGCCUUUCGGCCACAGGCAUACACGGAGCCCACCGCCACGCGAGGCGCAUCAAACCACAACAUCCGCUCGAUCGGCUGGAACCCUUUUGGCAACCUGAUCGCCACCGGUGCCGCCGACAAGACCCUUCGAGUCUGGAACCCUGAGAGGGCUAACGUGCGCUUCUCAACCGAGCUCAAGGGCCAUGCCGCCCCCAUCGAGAAAGUCGCCUUCAACCCCGUCAAGGACGCCGAGCUCUGCAGCGUGAGCAACGAUGGCACCGUCAAGUUCUGGGACGUGCGCACUAAAAACUGCGUCAACGAGGUCAAGGGCUUGGGUGAGGCCUUCACGCUGGUUUGGGACCCCGAGGGGGAGUCGCUGAUCGUUGGCAAUAAGGCCGACAACGUCUUCGUCCUCUCUCCCACCCAGUCUACCCCCAUCGCCAACCACCAGCAGGCCGUCCAGACCAACCAGAUCGCCUUCUGCUGGAGCCGGGAGCGCGUCUACGUUGGCACCGGCAAGGGCGAAGUGCGCGUCUUGUCAUUUCCAGACUUCGAGCCCGUCAUCCACUACAGCUAUGACCGCUCUAUGAUCGACGGCCCCGGCGCCACCAACGAGUACGCCCUCAAGGGCCACACCGGCUCGUGCCUGUCUGUCGAGCUCUCGCCCAGCGGCAAGUACCUGGCCUCGGGCGGCACCGACUCGCUCGUCAGCCUGUACGACACCCGCGACUGGAUGUGCCACCGCACCCUGACCGACCUCAUCGGCCCUGUGAAGACCCUCAGCUUCACCUGGGACGGUUUCUACCUCGUCGCCGGCAGUGAUGUCGACGUCCAGACCGGCCAGUCGACCGGCAUCGACUGUUACCACUGCGAGUCUGGCGAGCGCGUUCAUACCUUCAAGACGGCCAGCUCCACCCCUGUCGUCUCCUGGGCGCCUACCCGAUACCAGCUUGCGUACAGUGACGUGGGUCAGCUGCGCAUUGUUGGUGUUGAUCUGGAGAAGGACAAGAAGUGA
Messenger RNA from Cryphonectria parasitica EP155, 1083 nucleotides. RefSeq names its product WD40 repeat-like protein. Lineage: Eukaryota; Fungi; Ascomycota; Sordariomycetes; Diaporthales; Cryphonectriaceae. Gene Ontology annotation, biological process: mRNA export from nucleus. Gene Ontology annotation, cellular component: THO complex part of transcription export complex. Gene Ontology annotation, molecular function: protein binding. The record is from RefSeq and is a predicted model, not a curated record. The transcript is spliced from 4 exons. Bases 1 to 1083 code for a protein of 360 amino acids.